CUCUCUCUCUCUCUCUCUCCACAUUCUAGGACUCACACACACACACACAAGCCCCCCAGGCCUUCCCUGGAAGAGGUGGACUGAGGAGGCGCUACAAGGCCAUAGUUUACCUUGACAGGAAUUCGCCACUAGGAGGGAAAGGAGGGUGGGCUGUCACUGAGCUCAGUGGUCUGAUGGAAAAAUGAGGCUGGUAGGAGUUCAUACCGUUAUCCUUCGAGUCUGAAAGGAGGGCCUACUUUAUGCCAGGCAAUGUUUUCUGGCCCGAGGCACAGCCCUGAACAAAAGAAAAUAAAUCCCAGACCCGGGGGAGCUGAUGCUGAUGGGAGCAGGCAGGAAGCAUGCAAACGGAAGAGGUUAGCAGUUUUUUACUUGGUGUAAAAGACAACUGGAGCAAGAGGAAGGAGCUAGUAAAUACGUUCUGGUGAAAACCAUCCUGGCCCUUGCCCCUGGCAUUAUCCCUCCUGUGGGUCUCUGUGCCAGAAACUCAGACUGAGCCAAGCGUGCUCCCAGACGCCAUCUGCUCUCUCUGGGAGUGGGGCCCGUGCCAGCUUGAGUGUUUGGACUCUUGGCAAAGUUCCCUGGCACCCUAGAGCUAGGGAACUCCAGGGCCCCACAUCAGGCCAGGGGAAUCCUCCCCGUCUAGCCAGAUGGAGGACUGCAGGAGAGGGAGGCAGUGAAAGCUGUGUGGGCUUCCUGAAGGAGGGGGAUGUCUUGGAGAGCCAGGAGAAUUCUUCAGUUGAACAGGCAUGAGUUAUGAACAAUAAAAUUGAUAGACACAUUUCACGUGUUCACCGCGCAUACUUUGCCAGGUUUUGGGUAAAUGUGUGGGCAUUUGUUGUCACAUCUAAGUUAAAUCCAUAUGUUGGGCUGUUGAAAUGACUCGGGAACGGGGAGUUUGCUGCUAAUCCUGUAACCUGUGUUGGAUCCCAAGUACAUACCUGGUGGAAGAAAAUAAUCUACUCCUACAACUCGUCCUCUGAUUUCUACUCAUGCCUGCUCUAUGCAGCAUGUGUGCACCACACAAUAAAUAAGUGUAAUGAAAUAAAUUUAAUUGUAUGUCAUCACAUCUAGGAGUCUGGGCAUACGUCCUGAGUUUUCAGAUGAAGGAACGUAAGUUUAGACAGAUAAAGCUAUCUAUGGUCCAAAGUACACACCAAGUGCCUUGAGAUGCCUGCAAAGGACCCGUAUGCAGAAAGCCCAAUCCUGAAUCACGGACACCACCAGAGACACUGAUGAAUGCUUAUAGCACCCCUUCCUAGACCAUUCCUCGGCCUCUGUCCUCAGUCUUCCUACCUCGGCUUCUUCGCUUCCUCGAGGUCUCUUUACUAUAGCCAUGGACAACUCCAGCAUACAGGAACUCCAGCAACCCUUACUGCCAAGCGUAACCUGGGACCUCCUUGCUUCCAAGUCUGAGAAACCAGAGCUGGGAACCCUCUUCCCAGAAACUGCCUUUGCAGAUUCCCCGAGAGGCUGGCAGCUUCUUCUCCCACCUCUUCCUUCAGUGAGCGCUGGCCUGGGGGAGCCUGAGACCCCUGACCUUGAGGACACAUCAUCCAGUGACAGUGACUCAGAUGAUGAUGGGGGUGACCGGCUCUCUCCACUUCUUCCCCAUGACCACCUGGGCCUGGCGGUGUUCUCUGUGCUGUGCUGCUUUUGGCCUGUGGGCAUCGCUGCCUUCUGUCUGGCCCACAAGACCAGCAAGGCUUGGGCCAAGGGGGACGUCCAAGGGGCAGGGGCUGCCUCCCGCCGUGCUUUCCUGCUGGGGGUCCUUGCCGUGGGGCUGGGCCUGUGCACAUAUGCGGCUGCCCUGGUGACCUUGGCUGCCUACCUUGCCUCCCGAGACCCGCCCUAGUUGCUCUUCGGCCCCCACUGUGAAUGCAGAGACCAGAGGACCAUCAAACCCGUGAGCAGAAUGGAUGAUCUUGGUGCACACAUGGUGACGGCGAGGACAUCACUCAGAAACAAGUCAGCUGGAGGUCCCCUCCCUUUCCUGGCCACCCCCACCCUCCAGAAAGAAGCAAUGUGAGAGAUUAAAGAUACCCUGAAGCCAAA
Rattus norvegicus (Norway rat) is the source of this 2052-nucleotide messenger RNA. NCBI's taxonomy places the organism in Eukaryota, Metazoa, Chordata, Mammalia, Rodentia, Muridae. The record is from RefSeq and is a predicted model, not a curated record.